GGGUUUGACAGCUGGUGGCCAUAGGAUCUGCGUUCGGAGAUUUGCUCCUUUUCCAGGCGUCGCAGAGGAUUGAGAAAUGUGCACCGGGGAUGACAAGGACACCGCCUCUUAACAGACUUCAGAAAUAAUAACUGUCGCAGCAACUUCGCACCCGAGCGCCAUCUUGCAUGUGGGCAGAACUGCUUCCGGAGUAACCCCCGCCAGGGCGCUGAGAUUACCGUCACUUCCGGUGUCCUUCUCCCGCUGGAGGAACGCGUGGUGGGACGGUUGCUAUGGCACAGAGUCUGAAGGACUUCGCUGGGCGGUUGCCUGCUGGCCCUCGUGGGAUGGGCACAGCCUUGAAACUGCUGGUGGGUGCUGGAGUGGCAGCUUAUGGUGUCCGGGAGUCUGUCUUCACUGUUGACGGUGGCCAAAGAGCGAUAUUCUUCAACCGCAUUGGAGGAGUUCAGCAGGACACUGUUCUUUCUGAGGGACUGCAUUUCAGAAUUCCAUGGUUUCAGUAUCCGAUAAUUUAUGACAUUCGAGCUCGGCCCCGCAAAAUCUCCUCGCCAACAGGUUCCAAAGAUCUGCAGAUGGUGAAUAUCUCCUUGCGGGUUCUGUCGCGUCCCAAUGCUGCUGAGUUGCCUAGCUUGUAUCAGCGCCUCGGUCUCGACUACGAAGAAAGAGUCCUGCCUUCCAUCGUCAAUGAAGUGCUCAAAAGCGUGGUGGCAAAGUUUAACGCCUCUCAACUCAUUACUCAGCGAGCUCAGGUGUCUCUGCUUAUUCGGCGGGAGCUGACUGAACGGGCCAAAGACUUCAGCCUCAUCCUUGAUGACGUGGCCAUCACAGAGCUAAGCUUCAGCCGGGAAUACACAGCGGCUGUGGAGGCCAAGCAAGUGGCUCAGCAGGAAGCACAGCGGGCCCAGUUUCUAGUGGAGAAGGCCAAACAAGAGCAGAAGCAGAAGAUUGUUCAGGCCGAGGGAGAAGCCACAGCUGCCAAGAUGAUUGGAGAAGCCCUCAGUAAGAAUCCUGGGUAUAUCAAGCUACGCAAGAUCCGUGCUGCCCAGAACAUCUCUAAGACGAUCGCUUCAUCCCAGAACCGUGUUUAUCUCACAGCUGACAACUUAGUGCUGAAUCUACAGGAGGAGGGUUUUACUAGAGGAAGUGACAGCCUUCUGGCCAAACAGGUGAAGAAAUGAAAAGGCGGCCAGGGUCUCCUACGAUCAUCCAGAUGACCGGCAGGAUGGGUUUUGCGGGCAGCCUUGGCAGGAUCCCCCCACUCUUCUCUUCCACCUGCAAGGCCCCCCCCCCCCUUUUUUUUUUGGCUCAGCCAGCCUUUCCAUUGUCACCACUUCUUUUCGACUUUCCCAGGCUGCCGCUAACAGCCGGGCUCCCGUUCUCAGAACUGUGGGCAGCAGGAACCAGCUGCAGAGAAUCCGACGUCACAAUGAGGCAGAAGGUUGAGACUUUCGUUCUCUGACAGUUUUGGAUCCCCUCCAGGACUAGGGAGGAGUGGGCAGUGGAGAAUUUGCAGAAUUGCCAUCUUCACAGGCUGUUGACUGUUUGUGCUUUUGUAACAUGUUCAUCAGAUGAUCGCAGUCCUUCUGCUGGGUCUGUGUGAGGCCUUAGGGUUGUGGAAUAGUCUGUCUCCCUCUUCUUUCCCCCACCCCUCAUCGGGUGGCUUCUCUCAGGACUUGAUAGGUCAUGGGGCUUUUGCAAAGCACUGCAAUCACCGUUUCUAUCUAGAGUCCGAAUCACAACUUUCUAAAAAUAAAUUCUGACCCGACGCUUCGGAUAACGCUGUGUGUGGUGUUGAGUGGUGCACGGGGACGGGCCUUUAACAGGGAGCUUCAUCAGCUGAAAGAAAAAGGGUGCCGCUCAUCUCCCAACAUAAGAUGGUCCUCUUUGAAAGCCUGCUCACAGGAGGGAUCUCGUGGUUCAGAGAAGAGGUGGGGCGGGAGGAGAGGAGAGGUACUUUGGCUAGCUGCUGUUUGGUCAUUGUUUGGUUUUAGAAUGUCUUCUCUGCAAGCAGCUCUCUGUUGCUGCUGCCUGCUUUCCUCCGUUGCCUUGAGGGCUUAAAAAGAAGCCAGGGGGUGCAGCAGGCCUGCAAACUGGAAAACCGACCCUGUCAGGGGGAGGUGGGAGCAACCACUGGCAGGCUGUUUAGCUCAGUUGGGUAGUCCUGGAAGGGAGCAGUUUGGAGCUCUUUUGUUAGCUGGCCAUGUAGGCUCUGAAACCCCCUGUUUACAUAAACAUCCUUCUGGUUUGGUCUGAAACCUUUGGCAAAGAAAAUGUGUGUGGAGUGGUGAAAGAAAAUAUCCAGGUGACUGGAGUGGAUCUUCACUCUUUUGUAUCAUUUAAGAUACCAAUUACUCAAAUAAAUACUCAAGAGCUUUUUUUAAAGGUCAA
Messenger RNA from Sphaerodactylus townsendi, 2388 nucleotides. It is a transcript of the gene PHB2, whose product is annotated as prohibitin 2. The record is from RefSeq and is a predicted model, not a curated record. The transcript has 11 exons. Gene Ontology annotation, biological process: mitochondrion organization. NCBI's taxonomy places the organism in Eukaryota, Metazoa, Chordata, Lepidosauria, Squamata, Sphaerodactylidae. Gene Ontology annotation, cellular component: mitochondrion; membrane. The coding region runs from base 273 to 1178 and encodes 301 amino acids.